AUGAAAGUACUUUAUAUAUAGUAAAAAAAUAAUAAGAAUUUAAUAAUAAUAUAAAAUGUUUUGCCUUACUUUUAAAUAAAUAUAUAAGUGCUAAACAUAACAUUGUUGAGUAUCUAAAAUAACUCCCCUGUCAUUUUGGAUUGAGUGGCACCAAUACCUUUUGCAUAGCAGCUGUGGAGAUCAGCAUGGUCAAAUAAACUGUCCGAACCAUUAGUUUAAAAAGCCAAAGCCAUCCUGACAUCCCCAAGCCCUUGUCAUUUAUUUUUCCAUGUGAUUCUCAACUGAAAUUUAGCAGGCGGGUUUGAUGUGGAUCUGUAGUGGCUUCCGUAUAGAAAUUUUAAUCAGCUGAUUAAGUGGGUACUAAAACUUGGUUUUGGCACCAGUAUCAAACUGGUGCCAAAUUUGAUGAAUACCUAUCUGAUGAAUACUGGGCCAAUGUGACCGCCAUGGUGGCCCAAACUGAAAUAUGAAGGUAAGCAUGGUACAAAAAAAUGCAUUCUCAAAAUGUGAACAUCAGUUUAUUAUUUGUGUAAGUUGUAAAAUCACCACAACAAACUUAUCAGCUAAAGUGAAAAACCUAAAGGUCAACUCAGUAAGAGCCCUGAACUCCACAGCAUAAAAAGACAUAUUCUACCGAGCCUAAUGUUCAGCCUUGCUAUAUGUCCACCCUCUCUGAUUUUGAAUGUGUGUAACUUACUUCAAGCUCUUUGCAAACAGCUGGUAAACUAAGUCAGUGGGAGGUAAGGGGAGCCUAGCUGUGAAGCUAUCAUCAUUGCUGCUGACUUGCAGGAUAGAUGCUGACCCUCAGAUGACUGGUGCCAAACUCCGCCCGUAAGGAUGUCUUUCCCAGUUAUUCAAGACCCUGAGCUAGUAUGUCUCUGUGGCAUCUCUUGGACCUGGCCUGCUUGGAGUGAGAACGCAAUAUGUCUAAAAGGACAAAGGCUGGAAAAAGAAGAGUAAGGAAAAGUCAAGUUAGACUUUGUUCAAUGCAUUGUCCCUCUGAUGGACACAUUGCAAGUAACCCUGACAAUGUGAAGACCUUCUCUACAUUUAGCAGUGUGUGUGUCGGUGAAGACUUGUUUGCUGACAGGAGUGACAAUGGAGUUCUUUAUCUGAAUCCUCAAACACCAAACUGGUCUCUUGUUGAGAGCUUUGCUGAGCUAUCACCAGCAGAAGAGGUGGAAAUACCUGUGAAGCAAGUCCACACCGGAGCCAUGUCACCUUGUUCCAAACAUGCUGAGACCAAAAAAAUGUGUGACUAUAAUGGGUCGUCAGAUGCUUUAAAGGCGAAGGAAAUCAACUCGGUCCAACACUUGACGAGUCAGAAACAGGACUCAGACCAACAGAGGACAGCUAAACUCGAAGCACUAAAUGCUGAGGAAUGUUCUCCAAAUGAGGAUGGAAAAUGGACCAAAGAGAGACUCUCAGCAAAUAAUUUACCUAAAAAAUGUAAAGACAACAAAGGCUUACGACUUUUGGCUGCAAUGAAAAGACGGAGUGCAGUGGACACUAAGGACCGUCCCUUUAAAUGCACACACUGCCACUGGGCUUUCAAGAAACUCUGCAACCUCCAGAGCCAUUUACAAACGCACUCUGGUCUCAAGCCACAUGUGUGUGAUAUAUGUGGCAAGGCUUACUCACAUCAGGGCACGCUGCAGCAGCACAAGCGUCUGCACACUGGGGAAAGACCACAUCACUGUCCCUUCUGUGACAAAACAUACAUCUGGUCCUCAGAUUACCGCAAGCACAUCCGCACACACACAGGCGAGAAGCCAUACGUCUGUGAAACCUGCGGCAAGAAUUUUAUCCGCUCCUCUGACUUGCGGAAGCACGAGCGAAACAUGCACACCAACGACAAGCCUUUCCCAUGUACGCAUUGUGGCAAGACCUUCAACAAACCUCUCUCACUUAAGCGCCACGAGCGGAAGCACCUUGGUGAAAGGCCCUUCUCCUGCCCAGACUGUGGGAAAACAUUCUCUCUAGCCAGCCGCAUGGCUGAGCACCAGAAGGUCCACAUGGGAGUACGGCCGUUUGUUUGUUCUGUGUGCUCUAAGUGUUUCACAAAAUCCUCCAAUCUGACAGAACACAAAGCCAUUCACAGUGGAGUACGGCCUCAUAAAUGUGGAGAGUGCGGUGUGGCAUUUGCCAUGGCUUCCCGUCUGGUUCGUCACCAGUUCAUUCACAGCAACCAGAAGCCAUACAGCUGCACGGGCUGCAGCAAGAACUUCAACCACGUCACACAGCUGAAACUUCACCAGGAGCAAACUUGUGCCGGGAGGAUCUUCGUCUGUGUAGAGUGUGACAAAUCUUUCCAGUGUGCCACAAAACUUGCACAGCAUGUGGUGGAACACACAGAGAAAAAACUGUGACCCUCAUGAACAGAUGGUAUUUUUCAUGUUUAACUCCUAUGUCAGAUAUCUUUACUUAGCACUGGCUAAUCUUAGUAGAGUAUUGAAAGAUUUUAUUUAGUUUAAAGUUUACUUCUAUGUAGACACUGGACCUGCUUAUGGGCAGAAGACACCACAUUAUCUCCUGCAGAGCCCUGAAACAACCAUGGCCUGAAUUCACUUUAACAAGUCCUCAGAGACCCCAAAAUGCUUUACACUACAAUCAGUCAUCCACCCAUUCACAUACUGACAAAGGUGAGCUACAUUGUACCACCAUCAGCAGGCAAGUAGGGUGAAAAAUCUUGCCCAAGGACACAAUGACUGAGACGGACACAGCAGGGGCUUCAAACCAACAACCCAACCGUUACAGGACAAACUCCUACCACAGUCACAGCCGUCUAUGUCACUAUGUCACUCUAUGCCCUGGAAUUGCUAUGAAGGGACUGGCAAUGUCCACAGCAUCUUAAUUGGAUUAAAGUCCAGACUUUGACUGGACCUCUCCACAUUUGUUUAGUAUUUUGUUAGCAACUCAGUGGUGGACUUUCAAAAUCCAAGUGUACUAGAACUUUAGGUCCUGACCUGAUGGCUGGACAUUCCCCUUCAGGAUUUUUAGGUACAGAGCCAAAUUCAUGGUUCAGUCAAUUCCAGCAGGUUGUCUAAGACCUAAAGCACAAAUGCAGAACUUCUUAUAAAGCUCCACUUUUGUCUUUUAGAGUUCAAAGAAUAUGUUUCCAAAGGUCUUGGGGAUUAUGUUCUUUGGCAAAUGUCAGAAGGACAUUUUAAGUCAGCAACUCUUUUCAUCCAACUCUUACAACUGAAAUAAAUGGAACAGAAAUAAAAGGAAAAUGCAGUUAAUUCACCAUUUUAGAAAGAAGAUCAGUUUUCCACAUAGGACCAGGGUGAUUUGGAUAUCCUUUUUCCCUUAAUAAAUGAAAUCAUUUGAAAACUGCUUUUUGUAUUUACUGGGGUUAAUCUUGUUUGAUAAUCUGAAACAAUUAUGUUGACAUUUGGAAAAGAAUUUAAGGGCACAUACUUUUUCCCAGCACUGUAUUUGUGAAUACACUGUUUGUAUUUAUAAUUACAGUUAGCUACAAGUUAAACCCACACACAAUCUUUCCCCAUGGAGCUGGGUUCCCAUGAGAAUAUCGAAGGCUAAAAAUGUCCACCAACACAGCUUUGAUAUUAGAGCCCACAGUGAUGUGAAACCGGUUACAGACCUGUUAGGCUGUUAAAGGGUGUAUCCAAAUGUAACUGAUAAUACACACAACGUUGCCUCUUUGCAUUUUGGCUCACUAAUAAAGUAGCACCAGCUUUCAAUAAUUUGUACUUGCUUGAGCGUGGUAUCAUUUCCCCCUCUUGUAUCUAAAGAUAUACAGAUUUUACCUAGAUUUCUGUACUUCAAAAUCUGGGUAAAAAACAUAAUUUGGUUUUUAACCAGUGAGCUACUCACAUUUACUGGGAAGUGUGGGGCUUUCAGGGAUACAACCCCUCUUGUGGUAGGAGGGUACUGCAAUUUACCAGAAACUCUAAUUAAGCAGGAGCAAAGAACACUGCGUUUAUUUUUCAUAAGCUGAGACACUAACAUGGUGUUAACUGUUCACCUAAUAUGAAGGUGGAAAGAAAUGAACAUAAAAUAAAAGCUAGCAUUAGCAGAGCAGCACAGCUAGCCAUAUACCAAGAACAGUAACACUUUAAAAUACGUUUUAGACAUUGCUUCUAAAGCAUUGUAGUGACAUUUGUUAUUAUUUACCAGUUUUUUGGCAUGUCAAAGCAAUUUGGACAAAUUACUAUUGCAGUAAAUGUGCUCAGCAGGUUUAAGUACCAGUGCUGAUAAAAUGUUACUUAAAAAUUGCUGAUCAGCCAUGAUGCUUAAAAACCUCUCCUUCAAUGAGACAUAUACCAGUGCUGGAUGGACCACUAUAUGAGCAAAAGGUCUACAUACCCUUGUAAAAAACGUUUGUAGAAUGUCAUCAAGCAUCUAACAGACAACUCCAGUUCAGAUGGCACAGACAAGAGGGUUCAUCCAUUUUUGUAUUUAUCUGUCAGUGUAUAUUUUUCAAGUUAGUACUUUAACUUCAUACAUAUUUUACUGUGCUUUUUUUUAUUAAGAGAUGUUUUUGCCAGCUCAAUUACAUUUCAAACAUUUUACAGGCAGCAAUAAAAAUAGCAAGAUUUAUUCAGUGAUAAAAUAUGGGAACCUCAAUGUUGCAAUUCAGCCAUGUUGAUGUUGCAAAUGUACAAUAAAAAGCUCAGCACCA
Molecule: messenger RNA, 4645 nt
Organism: Girardinichthys multiradiatus
Lineage: Eukaryota; Metazoa; Chordata; Actinopteri; Cyprinodontiformes; Goodeidae
Gene: znf648
Product: zinc finger protein 648
Exons: 2
Coding region: 924-2369 (481 amino acids)
Biological process (GO): negative regulation of transcription by RNA polymerase II
Molecular function (GO): DNA-binding transcription repressor activity, RNA polymerase II-specific
Source: RefSeq, a predicted model, not a curated record